GUAAUAAAUUUUUUUCUCAUUUUUUAAGUAUUGUAGGCAGAAUUAUUAGAUACGAGUAUCAAGUGGUAUCGAAAUGCGUUACAUGCACUGUCCUCAUUAUGUCCACUAGGAUCCUUUUCAUAUCUCGAUCAAAUAAAGUCAUGCAAGAUAUUAUAUGUUUGUCGCCCCCACAAGUUUAUCUUCAUUGAACCUUUCUUUGUAAGUUGUAACAAAUCAUAGCUAGUUCAUAUCAAUACCAACUUAAGAAGAAAAAGAGCGGGGAAAUUCUGAUCAAUAUGGAGGCUAAUGAUGUUCCAACAGCUACUGAAAUGUUCCGAGCUCAGGCUCAUAUCUACAAGCAUGCCUUCAGUCUUGCAAAUUCCAUGGUUCUUCGUUGAGCUAUUCAGUUAGGCAUACCGGACAUAAUUCAUAGUCAUAAACAACCAAUGACUCUCUCUGAGUUAGUUUCAGAGCUGAAACUUCCUCCUGCAAAAUCAAAUGGAAUUCAUCGACUGAUGCGUACACUCCGGCUUUUUCGCUACUAAAAAGCUUGACGAAAUCUCAGAAAUUCAACAAGGUUAUGUUCCUACAGCUUCUUCUAAGCUGCUUCUGAAUAGUGAAAUCCCAAAUUUGCCACCUUUUGUUAGAGCAAUGGUUGAUCCUGUUAUGGUGAAUCCAUGGCAAUCUUUAGGGGAUUGGUUUCUUGGAAAUGAAACCACCCCAUUUGAAACAGCACAAGGUGCAUCCAUGUAGGAAUAUUGUUAUCAAAAUCCAAGAUUCAACAAAGCUUUCGAUGAAGCAAUGGCUAGUGAUUCCCAACUGAUGAGUUUGGUAGUGAAGGACUGUAGAGAAAUUUUUGAAGAGCUAGAUUCCUUGGUUGAUGUUGGAGGAGGCACUGGUGUUAUGGCUAAGACUAUUUUGGGUGCAUUUCCUCAUAUAAAAUGCACUGUCUUAGACCUCCCUCGUGUUGUUGCUAACAUGCCAAAUACAGAUAACUUGAAAUAUGUGGGAGGUGACAUGUUUCAGUCAAUUCCCUCUGCUGAUGCCAUUUUGUUUAAGGUUGUUAUGCAUAAUUGGAGUGAUGAGGAUUGUGUGAAGAUGCUAAAGAGAUGCAGAGAAGAGGUUAAAAACGAAGGAAAAAAAGGGAAGGUCAUUAUCAUAGACAUAGUGCUGAAUAGAGAUGAUGAAGAACCAGACAUGACUGAACUGAUUGAAGUAAAUGAAAUGAAAAUGAUUUUGCAAUAGCUAGCUCUGCACGUACUUGGUAUAGCUGUUUAUUAU
Messenger RNA from Nicotiana attenuata, 1260 nucleotides. Its product is annotated as isoflavone-7-O-methyltransferase 9-like. NCBI's taxonomy places the organism in Eukaryota, Viridiplantae, Streptophyta, Magnoliopsida, Solanales, Solanaceae. Bases 781 to 1224 code for a protein of 147 amino acids. The transcript is spliced from 2 exons. The record is from RefSeq and is a predicted model, not a curated record. Gene Ontology annotation, biological process: methylation. Gene Ontology annotation, molecular function: O-methyltransferase activity; S-adenosylmethionine-dependent methyltransferase activity.